CAGGCUGUAGAUACUAGAUAGCAGAUGAGGAGAACUAUAACAAUGGUGAUAAAGAUGUCAAUACUUAUGAUAUUGAUUUCAUCAAUGGUGAUGAAUAUGGUCGAGGUUGAGGUUGACCAGAUUGAAUCAUGGGUCAAGGACUUCCAGGAUGGAAAAGCUGCUGUCCACAAAAAUUCUCAACCUAUUCCAGCUGAGAACAACGAACCAGUGAAGCUUGUUGUCGCCGAGAGCCUUGACGACAUAGUUCAGGUCAGCGAGCGGAAACGUUGUAGUAUACGAAGGAGACAGGACAAAGGAAGACUUCAUAGUUCAGGGUUGGUGAUACUAGCAGAAGAUGAUGAGGAAGAACACGAAAAGAUGGAUUAGUUAAAGCUUCCAAAAAC
Messenger RNA from Arabidopsis thaliana (thale cress), 383 nucleotides. RefSeq names its product disulfide isomerase-like protein. NCBI's taxonomy places the organism in Eukaryota, Viridiplantae, Streptophyta, Magnoliopsida, Brassicales, Brassicaceae. Bases 25 to 366 code for a protein of 113 amino acids. The transcript has 3 exons. The record is from RefSeq and is marked reviewed.